AUGAUAGUUAGCGAAAAAGUAAUUCACGUGUUCUUUGCAAAAAAAUAAACUAUUGUUUUUAAUGAAAAUAUCUAACAGUUAACAGAAAAUAUUUAGAAAUAAUAUUCUGAAAAUCCUCAUGAUAUAUAGUUGCAAACCAUCUUAGCUUAAAUUUACUAUAAAUAUUAAAAUAAUUACAAAAUUGCAUUAAAGAUGAUAAAAGAUAUAUUGAUAUAAGAUACAUUAGAAAUAGACGCAAGGCUUGAUUUAGCUGAAAUUAUGAUAGAUUUUAAUUUAGGAAGCAAAGAAGAUAUAUAAAAUUUAAUCUAUGAAUGUUAUAACUUAGAUUAAAAUUAUUGGCGUACAUAUUAUAUUCAUAUAAAAUACUACGAUUGGAUUCAAUCAUAAGAUCUAUUCCUCAUUAUUGUGCUCAAGUAAUUUCUUAUAAAAUUCCCAAAUAAUAUAUGGUUAAAGGUUUAUCUGCUAUAAAUAUUAUCUGAUUAAAAUAAAUCUUAAUUAAAAGAAGAAAAUGCUUAAGAAUUUUUGGAUUCUGAUUUUCUUGACUAUGAUUUGAUGAGAAGAUUAGCUUACAUUCUAAGGAAUGAAGGAUUUAAUGAAAAAGCUCUAUAGUUGUUAGAGUAAGGUUUAAAUUUAAAUCCCAAUUCUUUUAUGUGUUUAAAUAAUUUAGGAUACUUUAUGAAAACUAAUCAUAAAAACAAUCUUGAAUGCAUAGAACUUUGUAAAAAAUCAUUACAAUAAAAUUUUAGAAAUUUGGCAACAUUAAAUAACAUAGCUUAUACAUAUGAAGACAUGAAUAAUUUCAAAGAGAGUACAAAGUACUUAAAAAGAUACUUAGAUAUUUAUUAGAGCCCUUAUUAAUUCAAAAGUAUUGCAUAUAAUUAUGAAUAAUUAGAAGAAUUUGAAAUGUCAUUUUAUUAUUUGUUAAAAGGACUUAAAAAGUUUCCUAAUUCUCCUAUCUUAAACAAAAGAUAGUAACUUAUAUUUUUAAAAAUAAGUGGUUAGGAAAUAAUAGACAAAGAAGAAUUCGAAAGUCUUUCAUAAAAAAACUGUGAUUUAUAAUUAAAAUUAAAUGAGCCUUACUAUUAUAACCCUCAUCUAAUAUUGAACUUUGUAUUUAAAUGA
Tetrahymena thermophila SB210 is the source of this 1122-nucleotide messenger RNA. RefSeq names its product tetratricopeptide repeat protein. Gene Ontology annotation, molecular function: protein binding. Lineage: Eukaryota; Ciliophora; Oligohymenophorea; Hymenostomatida; Tetrahymenidae. The transcript has a single exon. The record is from RefSeq and is a predicted model, not a curated record.